Messenger RNA from Dalotia coriaria, 1200 nucleotides. It is a transcript of the gene mdlc, whose product is annotated as RING finger protein mdlc. Gene Ontology annotation, molecular function: metal ion binding. The transcript has 2 exons. Bases 1 to 984 code for a protein of 327 amino acids. The record is from RefSeq and is a predicted model, not a curated record. Gene Ontology annotation, cellular component: U2-type spliceosomal complex. Gene Ontology annotation, biological process: snoRNA splicing. NCBI's taxonomy places the organism in Eukaryota, Metazoa, Arthropoda, Insecta, Coleoptera, Staphylinidae.
AUGGCUGAUCCAGGCUCCGGAACUUGUACAUUUAUGUUCAAAAAACGAAAUGUAAAAGGACGCGCAACUAGAAAACGCGAAAAUUCCAACUCUGAAGAAGAUGCUGAUCAAUCCACAGAGAAUCCUUCUACAUCUGUAAAAUUGCCGAAACGAAAACAGAAAAUCAACCCAAAUGUACAACAUUCUUCCAACAAAAGACCCAAAAAUAUAAAGGCUUCAUCAGAUUCUGAAAGUUCUUCCAAUGAUGAGGAAACAUUUGGUGUAAAUUACAAAUCAUCAAAGUCUGUUAUGUCCUCAGGACCUAAAGAUCAAGGAGCAACAGCCACAUUAGAAAUAGAAACAGAGAAAGACAGAGAUGCACAGGCUAUUUUUGAAAAGAAAUUAGAAAUUAACAAACAAUUAGAAGGACAGGCAGAUGACAAAGUUUAUAGAGGAAUCAAUAACUAUGCACAAUACUACAAACCAAAAGAUACAGCAGCAGGAAAUGCUAGUUCUGGAUUAGUAAGGAGAGGACCAAUUAGAGCACCAGCUAAUUUGAGGGCCACUGUCAGGUGGGAUUAUCAGCCAGAUAUUUGCAAGGAUUACAAAGAGACUGGGUUCUGUGGGUUUGGAGACAGUUGUAAAUUCUUGCAUGACAGAAGUGAUUAUAAACAUGGCUGGCAAUUAGAACAAGAAUGGGAUGCUGGAGAGUAUGGGAAAGAGGAUGAGGAUGAUAAAAAAUAUGAGAUUGACUCGGAUAGUGAUUUAUUUCCUGAUGAGUGUGGGAUUUGUAAAGGACCUUUUGAUAAGCCAGUUAUUACCAAGUGCAAACAUUAUUUCUGCGAAGAAUGCGCCAUAGCUCAAUACAAAAAGUCAAUGCGUUGUGCCCUAUGUAACACCCAAACAAAUGGAAUUUUCAAUCCUGCGAGAGAUUUAAUAAAACAUUUGGAAAAUGCGCCGAAGAAGAAGAAAAACUCUGAUUCAGAACUAUCAGACUCUGAUUAAGUUGUUGAGUUAUUCAUUUUACAGCGUGGAAUAAUUUAAAAUGGUUUAAGAUUUAUCUAGAUUUUUCAUAUUUAUGAUGAACUGAAAUGCAUUCAAUAGUGAGUGACUAGAUAACUUAUUUAAAUAGUGAUUCAUUGUUUUGCAUUUCUGUAUGUUAAGAAUAAAAGAGUGUGGGUUGCAUACUGAACUAGUGCAAACACCGCACGUUACUAUAUA